Molecule: messenger RNA, 390 nt
Organism: Ostreococcus tauri
Lineage: Eukaryota; Viridiplantae; Chlorophyta; Mamiellophyceae; Mamiellales; Bathycoccaceae
Product: unnamed product
Exons: 2
Coding region: 1-390 (129 amino acids)
Source: RefSeq, a predicted model, not a curated record
AUGGCGCGACCGAGCGCGCGAUCGCGGCGUCGAUCGAUGGCGGUCAUCGCGCUCGCCCUCGUGCUCGCGCGCACCGGCGCGGCGCCGGGACAUCGAAAACGACGCGAGCGAGCGUUGCGGACGUCCUCGCUCGAUCGAGAGCUCGCGGUGAGGCGAGAGGAGUGCGCGCGGGAGUCCACGGCGCGGUCCGAGUGCGUCGACGCGAGCGAUCCGUCGCGCUUGGAAAAUUGUGCGCUUCGGUGCGCGAGCGCGAUGUGUUACGACGAGGUGUACGGGAGCGAUCCGUUGGAGGAGGGGGAGGUGGACGUCGAGCGCGGACGGGCGUAUCGGACGUGCGCGAGGGGCGAGUUGAGGAAGCUUCGCGGAUAUCAGACGUUCGGCGCCGAGUGA